UAUAAGGAGCAACCCCUUAGAUGCUCACACCAUUGAAGACAUUUUUCAGCCAGAAUUCCACAUGACCCUCGAGAACAUGGCCAAGGAUCCUAUGCACCAGUUAUUUGGGGACAGUGAAGUUACCAAACUGUGUCGUGUAGUUAUGUGCCUAUCAGGAGUUCAUAAGUUUUUUCUGGACAUUUUUACUGACAUUUUUUCUGUGGGAAAAACUCUGUGCAGCACCUUAGACAGAGAGUACAUGUUCCAGAAAUUCCACCAGACCAGAGUGAGUGAUGAUUUCAUUAGGGGCUACAUGCUCUUAUUUGCUACUUUAACUUUUACUGGCCAAGCUACAUGUAUAUGUGACUUUUUGAACAUUCUAAUGAUGGAGCUCAUUGGGAACCUCAUCAGUGAACAAGUAAAGAGGGGACUGAAAAAUGCAGUGGCGGAACAAGAAAGGAUUUCAGACAGUGAUCAGUGCAUUUUAUUUUACAUUUGUGGUUUCAAUGUUCGUUCCCUGAGGAAACGUUACCUAAAAGUUAAAAGCGUGUGUCCCCAGAAGCAACAGUGCUAGGACAAACUUGUGAUCAAGUCACCGAACUCAACCUUUGUGAGCCAGUUUACCACAUGGACAGCAAAGAAUAAUCGUGGUGGCCUCCUAAACCCAUGUGACGAGUUCUUCCUUCUUAUUCGAGAAUUUGAGACCCUUAUCAGACAACAAGUAGACUUGAAGAACUUAUCUGCCAACUCACUGUUAUGUGACAAGUUAAAGGAGGGUGUACUUGAAUCGUUCAUGGUGAAACAUUAUUGUGAGAAACUCUUUGGUGAAAUGGAAGAACACAUCAAGGACAUGAUGCUGGAGGACAUUCUCAGCCUUUUUCAUACAAUUCGAGGAUAUUCAAUUACCCGGUUUCAACGUCAGUAGAUUGCUAAGAACACAGUG
Molecule: messenger RNA, 922 nt
Organism: Saccostrea echinata
Lineage: Eukaryota; Metazoa; Mollusca; Bivalvia; Ostreida; Ostreidae
Exons: 1
Coding region: 62-553 (163 amino acids)
Source: RefSeq, a predicted model, not a curated record